AGUGAGGGAUGGGAGAGAAUUCCGGCGAAACUCGGAAGACGAGCUGAGUUUUUGGUUCCCUGCAAGCCUAAGAUGCCCGGUGGUUUUGACUUCUUGUUUGACUUCUCCUGACGGAAUGAUGUUGACCCGGCUGAAAGCAAAAUCAGAGAGGAAGGUUGCAAAACAGAUUUGCAAAGUUGUAUUGGAUCAUUUUGAAAAGGAAUAUUCCAGAGAACUUGGAGAUGCCUGGCAUACAGUAAGGGAUAUACUAACAUCUCCAUCAUGUUGGCAAUAUGCUGUGCUUCUUAACCGAUUCAAUUAUCCUUUUGAACUGGAAAAGGAUUUACAUUUGAAGGGCUAUCACUCACUCUUUCAAGGAUCUUUACCCUACUAUCCUAAGUCACUGAAAUGUUACCUUAGCAGAACUCCACACAGAAUGCCUUCAGAAAGACACCAAAUUGGAAACCUAAAAAAAUACUAUCUCCUGAAUGCUGCCUCUCUUCUCCCAGUACUGGCUCUGGAAUUGAGGGAUGGGGAAAAGGUUCUGGAUCUGUGUGCUGGCCCUGGAGGCAAAUCGAUAGCUCUGCUACAGUGUGCUUAUCCAGGUUAUCUUCAUUGUAAUGAAUACGAUAGUCUGAGAUUGAGGUGGCUGAGGCAGACGUUAGAAUCUUUCAUCCCACAGCCUUUGGUAAAUGUAAUUAAAGUAUCUGAAUUGGAUGGCAGAGAAAUGGGAGAUGCCCAGCCUGAAACGUUUGACAAGGUGUUAGUUGAUGCUCCGUGUUCAAAUGAUCGAAGUUGGUUGUUCUCUUCUGAUUCUCAGAAUGCAGCCUGUAGGAUAAACCAAAGGAGGAAUUUGCCUCUUCUACAGAUAGAACUCUUAAGGUCUGCAAUUAAGGCCUUACGUCCUGGAGGGCUGCUUGUGUACUCUACAUGCACACUUUCCAAGGCAGAAAAUCAAGAUGUGAUCAGUGAAGUUUUAAACUCCUACAGUAACAUCAUGCCUGUGGACAUUAAGGAAAUGGCAAGGACUUGCUCCCAAGACUUCACAUUUGCUCCCACUGGCCAGGAAUGUGGGCUAUUGGUGAUUCCAGAUAAGGGCAAAGCCUGGGGCCCAAUGUAUGUAGCCAAAUUGAAAAAAUCAUGGACUCCUUGAAAUUGGUGAUGUGCAUUUUGUGAACCAUUACAUCGAUAGCAUAUCAAUGUAUUAUUAUAUUUAUUUAACAUGUAGGCUCUCUACGUGUUAACAUUUAAAUAAAAUGGAGUCACUUUCCCUGGGUCUGUUGGAAUCCUAUUUAGUUAAUACUUUAGCAUCUCAGAACUUCUCAGGUAUAUUUUUUUCCUAGAAACACAUCUACAGUAAUGAUUUAAGAUGGUGCAGAUGGUGUUUGUUCCGUAUAAUAAAUCUGUCUUUUACUUGGCAUUUUGUAGUUAAAUUAAUCAGAAUAUAUGGUUUUGUGCAUAAAAUGUUUAGAAAUACCUUCUAUCUGUAAUGUUGGUGCUUUGAACCUCUAAAAAUGCACAUCUUCUGGCCCUCUUAUCGUUUUUUUCCUUAUCAAAUGUAUAGAUUCUUCGAGGUUUUUUCCCCCUCUUUUCUAUAAGAACUGAUUGCUAUUCUGAGACUUAACUUCUUAAGCAGCACUAUUUCUAGUUCUAGGAAAAUAGAUUUCUUAUUUGCCAAGUUGUUUUUUGUUAAGAACUAUCUUCUGUUUACUGCAAAGGUCAGUGACUCUAUUGACACCAGCUUUAUUUCUCCACUUUUUUUUUGUAUUCACAAAUACAAAUUGAAAGGGUAAAUUAUGUUGAAAGGCCAUUAGAACAGCAGAUUCACAUGCACAUGUUUGACUUUCUACAUUCAGCUAGUAGAAUAAUGGAGUCUAUCCAGCAGGCUAUAAAGCAAGUACUUGAAACAAAACCAGAAUGAUUAAUAACCGCAAUAACUGAACUAUAUUUGGAGAGUUUUGCUACAUAAUUGCAGUCAUAAUGAACACUACAGAAUCUGAUUAUCUAACAGUUGCAAUCUGGAGGGGCAUUUUAUUUCAUUGCGUUAUGAAAUGUUAUCUGAGACUAUGAUGUCACAUACUAAUGCACAAAAGGGAGAUGCCUAAUGAGAGUGGAUUAUACUAUUACCAAAACCCAAUACCAUUUACUAAGUGGCUCUCCUUGUUUAUACAUAUCCUGGGAAUAUUGUGUACAUUUCUGUAUAUGUACUUAGGGUUUUAGCCUCAGGUUUUGAUCAUGUGUUUUCUCUAGAAAUUGCUUUACUCAGAGACCAAACAUAUUUUUCCAACUAUUAAGAAAAAUUAUGUAGCAUAUUUCAAAAGAUUCUAUCUACUUAUAAAUUAGUUUUAAAAAAAAACAAAACUCUGACUAUAGAAAUACAAAAUUCUGCUGAAGCUGAAUCCUUUUGAAUUAUUACAUUCUAUACAUUUAAACUAGAGAAUCUUGGCUCAUUUACUAUUUUUUUUUUUUUUUUUGCAAGCAUAUAAAACUGGGCUCCUUUAACUGGGAAGUCCUAGGAAGAAUGUUAUUUCUAUACCUUCAUUGCAUUAACCGUUUUGUUUCCUUUAUAUCUAACCAACAUAUUUGAAGAAAAGCUGGAUCUCUUGGACUCAAUCAAAUAUACCGAGUUAAUACAGAAGAUUAAUAAUAACGGAAAGGACUUUUAUUAUGUGUGUGUGUUUUUUUAGUGUGUGUUUAUUGGUUUGUUUUUUCAGUUUGAAAUCCUGUCUUCAGAUGCU
This is a messenger RNA of Mesoplodon densirostris (Blainville's beaked whale), 2717 nucleotides long. RefSeq names its product NOP2/Sun RNA methyltransferase 3 (gene NSUN3). NCBI's taxonomy places the organism in Eukaryota, Metazoa, Chordata, Mammalia, Artiodactyla, Ziphiidae. The transcript is spliced from 6 exons. Gene Ontology annotation, cellular component: mitochondrial large ribosomal subunit. Gene Ontology annotation, molecular function: methyltransferase activity. Gene Ontology annotation, biological process: rRNA methylation. The coding region runs from base 116 to 1132 and encodes 338 amino acids. The record is from RefSeq and is a predicted model, not a curated record.